AUGGAGGAUCUCGACGACCUAGUUGCUAUGAUCCCUCACCCUUCGUGCAAAACGACCUUGCAAGAUGGCCGUAAAGUAGAAAUUUGCACCAGAGAAGGUGCGAAGAAUGCUUUCUUGCGAGACAAGACUUCCAAAAACUGUGACUUCAUUUCUUCCACUUUGAAGAAGAUCAAGAAGAUUUGCAGCAAGAAAAGACUGAAUCCUAGUGAUAAGGGUAAGAUUCCGGAAACUGAGAUUCGAUUUUGGCUGGAAUAUGUCAUUGACGACAUCAAGGAACUAGCCACCAAGCGAACUUGGAUUCAAAGUGGAACCUUGGAUGCGGUCGAAGCGAGCUCUCUUUUAUGCUGCACAAACAUGUUUCAGAAGCAUGCCGUCCCCGUGGCUUUUGCUUUUGGUGAAGGUGGAUUCUUUUCUAUCUUGGCUGAUUUUGUCAAGGCGUGCAAGGGAAAUGGGCGUGGCUUGCCUUCAAAUUUCAUUGCCGGGUGGAUUCUUGCGAUUGUUGACGCGGCAUUUGGGAUAUCGAAAACUAGAUUUGAUAAUCAAUGGUCCGCCGAAAGGGCAUUCAAGAAGCUGGAAGCAAGUGGUAUUCUAGCGGAAUGUCUACGCUGUAUGACGGUGCCACAACAAGGAUUCAUCCCCUGGGAAAGCGAAGGGGACAGAAUUGUGAAAGCACUUGUGUCUUGUCCUUCAGUCCUCCGCAAAUAUUUUAAGAAAGGCGAUCCUUGUGGUAAUGUCGUCUUGGCGAUUCUUGAAGGCAAAGAUGGACAUGGAAAGAUACCAGUCAAAGUGACCAAGCAGCUUCAGAGUCUUGUCCUAUCCUUGCAAUCGAUUGAACCCGCUGGUUCGGAUGUAUUCGCCGAACAGUACCAAUUAAGCCGGUGUGGUCACUGUGGCAAAAUGACGGAGGUGCCGCUCAUGACUUGUGGACGGUGCAAGAGCUACUACUAUUGCACGAAGGAAUGCAGCUUUUUCUCGUUUUGUCUUUUCCCUUUUGUCACCAAUCCAUUGUUUUUCAUAGCUGAUUGGAAGAAGCACAAGAAAAGCUGUAAGCCGCUCUCAGAAAAGAAUAAGAAGAAAGAAGAAAUCGCACGAGAGAUGGUGGUUAAGUUUUUCGGCAAACACGGUGAACGCAUUCACUCGAAGAUGAUCGAAGAGUGCCAACGCAAAGGCUUGAAAACACACAACAUGGCGAUAGAGCUUGACUUCAUGCCUAACAACAAUGGGAUCAUACCAGCUCUGAGUGAUGAUUCCACUAGUAACUUCAAGAUCACGCCUAUUCGGGAGAUCACCAAUCCUCGUCGGCCAAGAACAAAGCAUCCUUGGCUAUCAUCCCUAGAUAAGGUGCCAUAUGAUGAGAUGAUCAAUCACCUGCGGGCAAACGACUCCGGAGGGCGGAAGAAUCGGAAGGGGUUCUUUUUGGUUCUUUUCUGUUAUGCUGGAGGUGUCGGUUCUAGCGAUAUUGCACUUUAUGAGUGA
Molecule: messenger RNA, 1476 nt
Organism: Cylindrotheca closterium
Lineage: Eukaryota; Bacillariophyta; Bacillariophyceae; Bacillariales; Bacillariaceae
Source: the annotation of a GenBank genome assembly